GUCGCUAUGAUAAACAGGAUAUGAUUUCUGAGCCUAUUGAAUAAGAUGAAAUAUCAUCAGGCCUAUCUAAUGUAAAUGGUGUCACACAUUGUGUCUUACUGGCACAUUGUUUCACUUUUCCUGGUCAUUUCAUUUUUAACAGCAAGUUCUUUUCCCGACAUCCUCACACUGAGAUGUCCGAUUGCUGUUAACCGUAGGCUAAAUGCAUGCUUUGCACCCACUUCAAAUGAAUGCAUUGACCCACCUCCACUCUACCUCUCCGAAUAAAACGUCACGGCAACACGAGGCAGAGUGCAGAACAGGCGACUAUGUUUCAGCGAGUGGGUCGUGCCGAUAGACUAUGCAAAGUACAUAGUAAAAGUCAGGCAACGUGAAUACUUUACACAUUAACUGUUCCGACGUAGUCUGCAUAUCUUUCAGAUAGGCUACACGAUAAAUACUGUGUCGUUCCAUGGUAUUCCAGCUGUUUUAACUAGAUUUUAGACAGAACAACGGAAUCGUGAGCCCAGGAUCCCAUCCGAUCAUUUACCUGGGAUCCUUAGGGUUCAGUUCCCAGCCUCUCAGCAGCCAUGUCUCUGGGGCGACCCCUGCAACUCAUGCGCUCCCUGAGGAAAUCGCCCGCCAUUUUCCAUCACCGCUUCCGCCAUGAUCGCACCCAGUCGCUAUCACACGGCGACCCCCUCUUCAAGGUGCACUAUCUGGGCACUGAGAAGAUCUUCUCCCUGGACCUGGAGCAGGCCGAGGCCGCCAUCUCCCAUGUGCUGGAGCGAUCUCCGGCUUCGGAGAAGCUGGGCAAGGAGCACGCCUUGGUCGUGCGGCCUCGUUACGUAGAGGUGAAGGAGAUCGCCACAGGGCGGCAGCUCACCAAGACCUACCUCCGGGACAUCGCUUACUGUGCGGCGGACGCAAAGAGGCCAAAUGUGUUCCUCUACAUAUGCAAGCAGCAGGGUCAGCAGCUCCAGUGCCGUGUGUUUUGGUGCAGCCGUCCAGAGAAGGUCAAGGACAUGACAAACUGUUUGGCCCGUUCUUUUCAGAGAGCACUGACCGACUGGCAGGAGACUGGCAGUAGUCGCACACAAGGAGAAGACAAGGCGAAAGAGGGGAGGCCACUUUUAAACAAUGGCAAGGCUAAGAGCUGCACAAUGCCACCAGAUCUCAGGAAAGGUCGCUCCACAAGAAGGACUUUAAGCUCUCGCAGUCCGCUGAGAGAGAUGAUGAGGAGGACAAGUAUCAGUGACUGAUGGGGGCUUCAAAAGGCCUCCCAUACACCCAUAACAAAACCAAACAGGAGGCCCACUCCUUAGUGCACAGACUUGCCACUCCCUGGCUGUUGUGUGUAUCUAGUGGCACCUGUUCUAAAUAUGAUGAAACAUUGCGGUUAGUGCUGUGCAUUAACACUUUCCUACAAUCUGGCUGGAGAGAUUGGAUGACUAAAGAUCUGACUAAAGAUUAAAGUUUUUGUUCAGUCAGUGGGUCUUUCCAAUGAGGUCACUGCAUUCAGAUAUCAGGACUAAAUUCAAACUUGUUUUGAUCGGGAAAUGUGUUCACUCUCAAGAUCUUCAUGCAUGUUCUGAGUUCGCUGUCCAGAUGGUGCUAGUUGGUUGGUUAACAGAACACAGUCUAUUCUACAAUGCUAUGUAUUCUCGCCUGUUGAAAGAAUGUUUUGAGAAGUAACAUGAGAAGUAUGGCAUGUCAUUGUCUUAAAACUUUAUAAAAAUCUAGUUACAUGUCUUAUACCACUCAUUUGUACAGAUGUGACAGCACUGAAAAGUUUGGAGGAGCACUAGUUUUGAUAUGCAACAUUGUGUAUGCAUUUGUAUGGUCUCAUCACUUGCCUCUUUUACCUCAAAAGGGAAAGAAAUCAUGUUCUCAAAGCCAAAGAAAAUGGUCAAUUCUGGUCUACAGAAACAUAUGUGUGUUACAUUUUUCUUUUCAUUGCCAUGCAAGUUGCCAGAAUGUUCUUUGGAGAAAUGUCAGCGCUUAAAAGUUAAUAAUGUUUUCAGAACAUGUUGCCAUUUUUACAAAGCUUUGUUUAAUGCAUUUUACAAUUCUGUUUCAUAUUUUCUGUGUCUCUAUAAACAAAGUUAAAUAAGUGGUUA
This is a messenger RNA of Alosa alosa (allis shad), 2099 nucleotides long. RefSeq lists its product as uncharacterized. The transcript has 3 exons. The coding region runs from base 570 to 1241 and encodes 223 amino acids. The record is from RefSeq and is a predicted model, not a curated record. Lineage: Eukaryota; Metazoa; Chordata; Actinopteri; Clupeiformes; Clupeidae.